Molecule: messenger RNA, 2312 nt
Organism: Fundulus heteroclitus (mummichog)
Lineage: Eukaryota; Metazoa; Chordata; Actinopteri; Cyprinodontiformes; Fundulidae
Product: cytochrome P450 2J2
Exons: 9
Coding region: 113-1594 (493 amino acids)
Biological process (GO): xenobiotic metabolic process
Cellular component (GO): cytoplasm; intracellular membrane-bounded organelle
Molecular function (GO): iron ion binding; oxidoreductase activity, acting on paired donors, with incorporation or reduction of molecular oxygen, reduced flavin or flavoprotein as one donor, and incorporation of one atom of oxygen; heme binding
Source: RefSeq, a predicted model, not a curated record
CCCCACACCCCGUACAUUCUUGUCUCAGCACACUCUAAACACACAGUCCAAUCCUCAAGAACAAGCUCAGGUUUUCCUUUUAGCGGGACUUUUUUAAACAGUUUUCUUCACCAUGAUUUUUGAAGCUCUUUUCGAUUGCAUGGACUUUACUUGUUGGCUUCUGCUGGGGUUUGUUCUGCUGUUAAUAUUUGAUGUUGUGAAAAACGGCAGACCUCCAAACUUUCCACCCGGACCCUGGGCUGUGCCUCUUGUAGGAAAUGUCUUCACUUCACUGGAUUUCAAAACAAUGGAGAAGGUAGCAAAGGAAUAUGGUCCCGUGUUCAGCGUGAGGAAAGGCAGUCUGAAGAUGGUGUUUAUUUCGGGGCACAAGAUGGUCAAAGAGGCUCUUGUCAACCAGCUGGACAGCUUUGUUGAUCGGCCAAUUGUUCCUCUUUUUCACGUUAUCUUCAAGGGCCUUGGUAUAGCUCUGAGUAACGGCUACUUGUGGAAGAAACAGAGGAAGUUUGCAAACACUCAUCUGCGCUACUUUGGAGAGGGCCAGAAAACUCUGGAAAAGUACAUUGAAGUGGAGUCCAACUUUCUUUGUGAAGCCUUUAAAGAUGAGCAAGGAAGGCCAUUCAAUCCUCACUACACCUUAACAAAUGCAGUGAGUAACAUCAUCUCAUCCGUGGUCUUUGGACAUCGAUUUGAAUACUCAGAUCCAAGCUUUCGCCAAGUUCUGGAGCUGGACAACGAAGCUGUCAUUCUUUCUGGUGCCCUUCGGAGUCAGCUGUAUGAUGCCUUCCCUGGCUUGAUGAGCUACCUGCCUGGACCUCAUCAGACUGUCCACGCCAACUACCGGAAGAUCGUGAGCUUUUUGGAAAACGAGAUAGAGAAGCACAGAGAGGAGUGGAACCCGGAUGAUCCUCGGGAUUUUAUCGACGUCUACCUGUCAGAGAUGGAGAAGAAAAAAGAGGAUCCCCUGGCUGGCUUCAACACUGAAACACUGCUGGUUUCCACUCUUGACCUUAUUGAGGCUGGAACGGAAACAGCUGCCACCACGUUACGCUGGGCCCUUCUGUACAUGUUGCACUACCCAGAGAUACAAGAGAAGGUCCAAGCAGAGAUAGACAGAGUGAUUGGACAGUCUCGUCAGCCCACCAUGGCUGACAGACCAAACAUGCCCUAUACCGACGCCGUCAUCCACGAGGUACAAAGGAUAGGAAAUGUUGUACCCAUGGGAUUUCCUAAAAUGGCGAGUAAAGACACAACACUGGGAGGAUACUUCAUUCCUAAGGGAACACCUAUCACCACAAUCCUGGCAUCUGUGCUGUUUGAUGAGAAUGAGUGGGCCACUCCACAUGUCUUUAAUCCUGAGCAUUUCUUGGAUUUAGAGGGCAGGUUUGCCAAAAAAGAUGCUUUCCUGCCAUUUUCAGCAGGUAAACGUAUGUGUUUGGGGGAACACCUGGCCAAAAUGGAGCUCUUCCUCUUCUUUGCAACUCUGCUGCAGCGGUUCACCUUCGCUCCGGUUCCGGGAGAAAUGCCCAGCAUGGAGGGCGUGAUGGGCUUCACUCAUUCCCCCGAGGAGUUCAGGUUGCUGGCUGUGCCACGUUGACGUCCCGACACCAUAAUGUGUUGAUAUCAGUGAGGAUGUGUCCUGACAUACAGUCACAUGCAACAAAUUAGAAUCUGGGUUGUGAUGAGGCUCGUUUGUCUAAUUAAAAGUACCUUUUGAACAUAACCCUUGAAAAGCAAAGAAACAUACUUAUUAUGAAGCCCACAUUUUUGUAUUAGAAUGGGUUUUUUUGUUAGGCUGAUGUUAUUGUCUAAUCUUAAAUGUGGUGUUUUUGUUAGCUGCAAGCAGAAAAAUCAUCAUAUUCAAGAGAAAUAAAUACUGAAAACAUCUACCAGUAUUAAUCUGCAUGGUUUAUUGAAAUAUAUAAACUCAAUUUACUGAAUAUGACCGUGUAUUGCUUUUCCAUAUGUAUAAUAACAUUUGGUGGCUUUAAAAGUUUGUGAGAAAACUACAAGAAUACAUGGAUCAAAACCUGUUUUACUUCUAUCUACUACUUGUCAUUUGAUAUCAUAACCUUAUAAUAUGUCAUUUUUUUUUAUUUGUGUACUUAGCCAGAGAAAUGUAUCAUGCUUUAACCUGACGCAUCUAGUCCUACAACUCUGUUAAGUUUUUGAAAGAUUUCUUCUUGGUCUGGAUGGGAAACAGCAGCUCGGUGAACUUGACGCUGUAUCUUUAAAGAACUCAGAUUUGGCAUUGCCUGAUGGGAAUGUGCAGCUGUCUGCAACGUCAUCAAUAAAAAGUGUUUUGUGUUACACUC